GCCUCAGUGAAGUUCACAAGAUUAACGGUUACUACAAAAACUACAGGAAGUUGAGUGGACAAGAAGCGGAAGCGGAUAGAAGAUAUGAAGCCAAAUGGGGAAGUAAAAACCUGUGUGAGGAUGGAUGUCCCUCCAGUGCUGAAUGUCAACGAGGAUUCUGUGUCUGCAAGAACGAGACUCUGCAGAUAUUUGGUCAAUGUGUGAUGUCUGGAUUUGCGUGGGCAGCUAGAGGAGAUGAAGCAAAAUACAGAAAGCCCCCUGAUCCCGCCAGACCUGAUUAUUGCUUUAAAACUGAUAAAAAUGGAAACAGAAACAUUGUUCGUCAGGAGCAUGCAAAUGAUCCUAAAUGCCAGCUGCCUCCUUUCAUCAAACAUUUUGACCCAUAUGAACAGAACUGCACUGCUCAUGGAAGGCCCUGCAACGAAAGAGGAGUAAAUCUGAUCUGUGACCGUAACAUUGAUAGAUGCAAGUGCAGACAAGGAACAGUGUGGAACACCAAAACGAUGGAGUGUCAAGUUUUCAUAGAUGUCAACUGCUUCGAUAUCGAGAACACGAACAAUACCCAAAACAAGGAUAUAGUAAACGCUUUAAAGUCAAAGAAUCCAUCUCAACCAGAACAAGGGUAUACAGAGGAAGAAUUGAGAAUGAACAUGUGUUUCAUAUUAGAUGAGGAGUCAGAGGAGUAUUUGAAGAACCAAGUUGAUGAAACAGAUUUCUACAUUUUCGGUCUUUCUGUUGGGGCAUUUUUUGCAACAUGUUGUGGAUCUAUCUGUGCAGCCUGCUGCUGCUGUAAAUGUUGUGAACGAGUCAGAGAGAAGAUACGUCAGUUAGAUCCAAGAUACAGGUUUAAACAAAUGGAUCAGAAUACUCAAAUGGCGGCGCUAGCAGCUGUAGCAGCGGGAGAAAUGGCGGACAAGAAGGAACAGAGAGAAGACGAGGCCAGGGCUGCUCAAAUACAGGGAGGUUAUACUGCAGUGCCUAACCCUGGAUAUCCACCACCAGGGGGUUAUCCUGCCCCAGGAGGGUAUCCUCCUCCAGGUGGAUAUCCACCUCCUCAAGGAUAUCCUACUCCUGGAUAUGGAUAUCCACAAGGAUAUGCCCCAGUUCCCCAAUACCAACCUGGAUAUAUUCCCCCAGCAUCAACUACAACUGGACUUAUGAAUGUGGCUCCUGAAGCAGUGUUGGCUGGCGCUGGAAUGUACACAGGCAACAAUACAAUGACAGCUAUGGGAGUGCUGGGUGUAGCGGAUAAAGUGAAUAUGGCGGAUGAGAAGGAAGAAAGGUUUAGAGCUGCAGUAAUGAAAGGAGCUCCUCCUCCUCCUAUGGGAUAUGCAGGAGGAGCCCCUCUCCCAGAAUCUGAGAAACCUCCACCAGCAAACUAUCCUCGUCAGACCUAAUCAACCAGUGGAAAUAUGCGACAACAAAAAUCGUGAUUUCAAGGGACUGUACCCUUUACUUGAAGUGACCCUUCAUUGAUAGAGUGACAUGUCUGAUUUACAACGGCACCCGUAAAAACUUUGAACUUAGAUAUUCUUAUUUGUUUGUCGUUGAAAUCUUAUUAUGUUUAUUCGUGGAAUUUCUCUACAAAAAUGACUUCAGCGUUUCUUCCAUAAGAAACAAUAAACAAUUGUAAUCACUACAAACCUUUCAAGUUAGAAACUUCCUUACUAUGAUGAAUUAGAUUAAAUUUUCUAGGAUACCGUUGUAGAGCAUAUCCCUCUUUAAUGGUGGAUUACUGAAAUUAACAAAAACGGUCCCUUUAAACUGCAAAAACAGUCCCUUUAAACUGCAAAAACGGUCCCUUUAAACUGC
Messenger RNA from Eurytemora carolleeae, 1812 nucleotides. RefSeq lists its product as uncharacterized. The coding region runs from base 204 to 1397 and encodes 397 amino acids. The record is from RefSeq and is a predicted model, not a curated record. Lineage: Eukaryota; Metazoa; Arthropoda; Copepoda; Calanoida; Temoridae. The transcript is spliced from 18 exons.